AUAAGUACUGAACACUAACAUAUCUACAGACUUAAAUAGUCAUAUGUAUAUGGAUGCCCAGUGUAAGUGAUGGAUUCAGCACUCAACUGGUGGAUACUUAUUUCCUGUCUGAUCAAACAGGUGCAUUUGGAGCCUCACCUAUCAAAACAAGAUUUUGCUCUCUUGGCUAUGGAUGAGGACCCAAAAUGUUUUACUAGGGAUCUAGAAAGCUUUGCUUGCUUUUGGGAAGCACCUGCUGAAAAGUCCUAUUAUUUUUUCUACGAAAUGGAUGGAUUUGUUCAGACAAAAAGAUGUGAUGUGAAAAAACAAACUUAUGAGGAAAAGGUCCUGCAUAUUUGCACAUUCCCAUCAAGUGACGUCUUCAUGUAUGUAGAGAUUCACCUCAGAGUCAUAGACAGAGACACCAACACAACCAUCUACAAUCGCACUGUCAGUGUGGAGAAUCAGCAUCUUCCAUAUCCUCCAACAAAUAUAUCCCUUCAUCCAACUGGCGAGGUGGGCCAAAUGUUAGUUGAAUGGAAAAAACUAAAUAAGCCUCCAGUUUACCCGCAGUAUGAAAUUCGCUACAGCUCCAAAAACACAUCAAACACAGUUACACUGGUGUCAAAACACUCCCAUAAGCUUGUGUCUCUGGUCGCAGGAGAGAACUACACAGUGCAAAUGAGAGUCAAGCCUGAAGGUGAAUUGAAUCACUUUUGGAGUGGCUGGUCAAGUCCUGUCACAGCUAUGGUGUCACAAAAAGCAGGUGACAUAGAGUUGCGGUGCCACACUCCAAAUCUGCAUCAAGUAUUAUGCAAAUGGAGAGGAGAAUUAUAUGAUGAUGGCAGAUCCAGCUUCCACUUCAGACAAAUAAACAGAAGUUCAUGGGGUAGUUGGAAGUUGUGUAACAAAGACAACAACACUGUCCACCAGUGUGUCCUGUAUGGGCAAGAGUCCAGCGUCUAUCAGUUUUACCUCCGUGUUGGAUUGCAACCAUUUGGUCGAACGUUUUAUGCAGAGACUUUCAGAAUAAACCGCAACAUCCAGACAAGGCCUCCAGAAGGUCUAAAGGCACAGCCUGAAGAGGGACGUCUUUGUUUGUCAUGGUAUCCACCCUUUUUGAAGAUCUCUCAGUAUCUAAAGUACCAGAUCCGCUAUCAGCGUCAAGGAGAGAGUGAGUGGAAGGAUUUUACAACACCCAGUUCCAAGACCAGCACUUGUCUGGAUGUACACAGAGGGAGUCAAUACACUAUCCAAGUCCGAGCCCAACCCAAUGGAACGGUGUACAGUGGAGAAUGGAGUGACUGGUCGAAAUCUUUUACCGCCCUCGUACCUUUAGGCAAAGAGUGGAUUUUCAUUGUCUGUAUUCCAGUGGCACUGCUCAUCAUUGCUUUUGCAAUGAUCUUUUUCUUCUCCAGAUACUUCCGGAAGGUCAAGAAGACCUUGUGGCCAUCAGUCCCAAAUCUUAACAAGGUGCUGGAAAGCUUCCUGACUGAUAUCAGUGGAUCACAUUUGGAGCCAACCUUCAACAUUAAGCAAUGUGACGAUGACACUGCUACAUCAGUAUUGGAGAUUCUGCCCGAGAAAGAAACUUCAGUAAAAUCCUGUAAGAAGCCCACCUGUCAUACACUCCCUGAUCGUGGCUUCUCAGCUGGUGUAAAAAAUGGACAGAAUUGCAGAGAGGAUUUGGAGAUGGUUCAAGAUUAUGUCAUUUUGAAUAAUGAUAUAAUCCCAUGCUUUACGGGGAAUGACUAUGUGUACGGGGAUACUGCUUUAUCUCAUCUGGCUAGUGAAAAACUACACCGUUGCCCCAGUCCCUGUUCCACCACCUUCCGAGAAUGCAGCACAAAUAUUCUCAACCACUCCUAUCUCCUUCUAGCAGAACAGUCGGAUCUUGGAGAGUAUCACUCAGCCUGUCGCCGGUAUACCAAUAUGGAGAUCACAUCAAUGACAUAUGAUGCAAGUGGAGAGUGAUGUGUAAUUUGUUAUUAAGCAUGUAUAUAUUAGGUUUUGGUUGAAACCUUACUCACAAAUUCAAAGAUUCUGUGGAAUGAGAGAAGAUGCCUGUGAGAGCUUAAGGAACAGACAAGUUGCACCAUAAAACUUAUGUAUGCCAGUCUUCAUAGCUCUGAAGUCAAGUAUGUUCAGAGGAGAUUGUUCAAUGCAUGAACCUUAAUCAUCAGUAAAAGGGAAGUGCACUUGGGUUUCAUCAUACCACAAACCAAAACAUUGAGGAACAAUACCUAGAUGUGCCAAAUGUCAGAACACAUGGCUCGCAAAAGCCCUUAGAAGAUAAUAUGAAAGCAUAAUAUGAAUCUUAUAAACUGAAUAUUCGGGAAAGUUCUGGGUUAAAUACGACUUUAGUCUACAAAUAGAAAACGAAAAUCAAUGACAUG
Messenger RNA from Carassius carassius (crucian carp), 2375 nucleotides. Its product is annotated as thrombopoietin receptor-like. Bases 70 to 1953 code for a protein of 627 amino acids. The transcript has 12 exons. The record is from RefSeq and is a predicted model, not a curated record. NCBI's taxonomy places the organism in Eukaryota, Metazoa, Chordata, Actinopteri, Cypriniformes, Cyprinidae. Gene Ontology annotation, cellular component: external side of plasma membrane. Gene Ontology annotation, biological process: cytokine-mediated signaling pathway. Gene Ontology annotation, molecular function: cytokine receptor activity; protein binding.